Messenger RNA from Erythranthe guttata (spotted monkey flower), 1692 nucleotides. It is a transcript of the gene SRT2, whose product is annotated as sirtuin 2. Gene Ontology annotation, molecular function: NAD+ binding; histone deacetylase activity, NAD-dependent. The record is from RefSeq and is a predicted model, not a curated record. Lineage: Eukaryota; Viridiplantae; Streptophyta; Magnoliopsida; Lamiales; Phrymaceae.
AAAAAAACUAAAAAAGAAGAAAUAGAAAAAAUGAGGAAAGUGGAGCACACGCGCAGCUGUGAACGGUGGAGAGAGAUGCAACGUGGAACUACGCGCAAUUGGGUACAGCUUUCAACUCCCAUUCCAAACGAUCGAUACGGCCGAUGAUUUUCACAUGUUCCGACAGAAUUCAAUGCAACACCCCUAUUUCCUCGACCCCCAAUAUUGAAAAACCAGCAAGCGCCCAUGGCGGCUCUCCGCUGCCUUCACCGUCCCCACAUUUCUUUGAAACUUGCUCGAGGCUUUUUGGGAACAAUAUUGCCUGGCAAGUCUCCUCUACUAAAUAUGUACAAUUUUCGGUCAAUUAGUAAAACCGGAGAAACUUUGUGGAAGCCAAGAUUCAUAUCUACUAAGGGAUCCUUCAAACUUGUGCAAACAACUUACCGAAUCUUACCUACGGGGGCAAAAAUGGAAAAUAAAGAAAUACCUUCUGAUUUUUUAAGAGACAAAAUGAUGGUUCCUAAUUCGGAUCCUCCCGAAGUUGGAGAUAUUGAUCGUUUGCAUCAAUUCUUUGAUAGAAGCUCGAAGCUCGUUGUCUUGACAGGAGCUGGGAUAAGCACAGAGAGCGGAAUUCCUGAUUACAGAAGCCCAAACGGAGCUUACAGUACCGGUUUCCGGCCGAUUACUCAUCAGGAAUUUAUUCGUUACAGCAGGGCCAGAAGACGGUAUUGGGCUAGGAGCUAUGCCGGAUGGAGAAGAUUCAAUGCAGCACAACCGGGUCCCGCCCAUAUCGCGUUAGCUUCUCUCGAGAAAGCUGGCCGUAUAGAUUUUAUGAUGACUCAAAAUGUAGACAGGCUACACCAUCGUGCUGGCAGUAAUCCUCUUGAGUUGCAUGGAACUGUCUACGUAGUUGCUUGUACAGAAUGUGGUUUUUCUCUUCCUCGAAGUUCGUUUCAGGAUCAAGUGAAGUCUCUUAAUCCGAAGUGGGCGGAAGCAAUCGAGAGCCUAGAUUACGAUAGCCGUUCAGACAAGAGCUUCGGAAUGAAGCAAAGGCCAGAUGGCGAUAUCGAGAUUGAUGAAAAAUUCUGGGAAGAGGAAUUCCAUAUUCCCACUUGCGACAAGUGUAAUGGAGUACUCAAACCUGAUGUAGUAUUUUUUGGAGACAAUGUGCCAAAGGGUAGGGCUGACAGGGCGAUGAAAGCAGCAAAAGAAUGCGAUGCUUUCCUUGUACUAGGUUCCGCAUUGAUGACCAUGUCUGCUUUUCGACUCAUCAAGGCCGCUCACGAGGGUGGUGCUGCUACUGCAAUUGUAAAUAUUGGUGCCACCAGAGCUGAUGAUUUUGUUCCUUUAAAAAUUCAAGCUAGACUGGGCGAGAUAUUACCGAGAUUGCUUUCGGUUGGAUCCCUUUCUCUCCCCGUUGUCUAGUGAUCUUGAAAGGAUGUAUACGAUGAUCUUUUGUACGAUUUCAAGGUAAAAAUAUGUAUCUUGUUUUCCAAUGCAAAAUUGUAAAAACAUAUUAAUUAAUUGAUUAAUUAAUUAAGUGAAUGUUUUAAUUGGAGUUGCUUUCUGAGUAAUCAGCAUCAUGCAUGAACAGACUACUUAGUCGGCCAAAGGCCAAUUCAUUACAUUAACGUUAGAAAAGGUACACUAGUAGUGUACGUUUUUGUACAGCCAUUGUUGGAAUUUUAUGCCUAAGUUUUGAUUUGUUUGUUA